AUUAAGGGGAUGAUUGGCUUGAGAGAUGGAUGGACUGCAAUCUUUUACUGGUCUGCUACUUGAGAAAUGAAGAUCAAAUGGAUGACUCUUUUUCUUUUACUGGCAACUCUUUAUGCUACUUGCUUUUUAACUUUGGUUUCAUCAGACUUUUUGGUUAAUCUUUAGACUUAAGACUUUGGUCAACUUGUUUAUGUACAGGUGCAGGGUAUAGGUGAAAACCGAACCGUAACCGAAUAGUAUUGAUGCGGUUAAAAACCGAACCGAAUACUAAACAGUUCGGCUGCAGUUUUAAUUGUGAUAACCGCACCGAACACAGUUAGGUGAACGGUUUUAGCUAUAACCGCACCGAACCGUGUGCAGGCCUACCUUUGCCUUUCUUUAAUAAAGACGGUAAUUAGUAACGAAAUCCCUUGAUUAAUAAAGACGGUAAGAUUAAAAGUAGUAUUGUGUUUUACAUUUUCUCCUUAGACUUUCGGUUUCCCUUUCGGUUUCACGUAUCGUCGUCCGUAUUCCAUCCAUCCCAGAAAACAAAAAAGAUUUUACACAAUAAUAUUUUUGUAGAAUAAAAUUUAGAGAGAGAAGGAGCCACACAACGAGUUUGUAUUUUGUAUUUAAAAACAAACACGAAGACUCAAAUCUUUCAUUGGGUUAUCGUUCUUCUUUCUUACAAUCAAACAUUAUUCUGUUGCUUGUUGUUUGGGUUCAUCGUUAAAUCCUAAGAAAGAAAUUUGAUCUUUGUAUUUGGAAUUGGUUUUAUGUUCAAAAACAACAAUCUCUUUAAUCUGCUCUCUUUGUUUAUCUUCUUUGUUCUGUUUCUCUCUUUAUCCAAUCUUCAACACCAACAGCAACAACUAAUUGAAGAACCAGAACCAGAACAUUACCCACUUCUUAAACGAUACAGUGAAAUGCAGGUGGUGGAUUCAAAUUUUGUAAAGAUAAAUACAAGUGGAGGAAUUGACAACAAUACCAAUAAUAACAAUAGUAGUAAAGUUAAAGGAAGAAUAUCAAGGAUUGGAACUUAUGCAUCAAUGGCCGACCCUUGUAUUUCCUGUACUACAUUCAAUAUUCUAGCACCUAUCUACAAAAGACUUGAUAAAGAGAAUCAAAGCCGCCGAGAAAGCGAAUACAGAGCAUACUGGUUUAGCAGAAACCGAAGUAUAUUGGAUCUUUUGUUGUGUGAUAGAUCGUCAAUCAUAUGUCUUCAGGAAUUUUGGGUUGGAAAUGAAGAGCUUGUUGAAAUGUAUGAGAAAAGACUUGGUAAUGCAGGCUAUACUAGUUUCAAGCUAGCACGCACAAACAACCGAGGAGAUGGUUUGCUCACCGCUGUUCAUAAGGAUUACUUUACAAUUUUAGACUAUAGAGAAUUGCUUUUCAAUGAUUUCGGAGAUCGUGUUGCGCAACUGUUACACGUUGAAUCAGUUGUGCCCUUCUCACCCUGUCGGCAUAAAAAUGUUUUGCAAGAAAUUCUCAUCGUGAAUACCCAUCUGUUAUUUCCUCAUGAUUCUAGUCUUUCCAUCGUACGGUUACAUCAGGUUUACAAAAUCCUUAAGUAUGUAGAAUCCUACCAGAAAGAAAACAAGCUUAAUCCUAUGCCAAUGCUACUCUGUGGUGACUGGAACGGGAGCAAGCGGGGACACGUCUAUAAGUUCCUUAGAUCCCAGAGUUUUGUGUCGUCAUAUGAUGCUGCUCAUCAGUAUACGGACAGCGAUGCGGAUGCCCACAAGUGGGUUAGUCACCGAAAUCAUCGAGGGAAUAUCUGCGGUGUAGAUUUCAUAUGGCUUCUUAAUCCUACUAAGUAUCGGAAACCACUAAAAACAAGUUGGGGUGAAGCUGUAUUUAGUAUAAUUAAGUACCAACUACGUGAAGCUUCCUUGAACGAAAGUGAUGCAUUUGCGUUCUUGAAAGCUGAUAGUCCUGGUGAUUACAUUACCUACUCUGCUUUCUGUGAAGCACUGCGUCAGCUUGGUUUAACUGGUGACCCUCAUACACUGAGUUCUGAAGAGAUCGAGGAUGUGUGGAUUCAAGCGGACGUAGAUGGAAAUGGUGUUGUUGACUACGGUGAAUUUCAGCAGCGAAUUUGGGAUCCAGUAUGUUGUUUUGACCAAAUAGAGGAAAAGAUCGAAGAGAGCACAGGAGAAGGCGUAGAGGAGGAACAAAUGUAUGGUUUUAACGUGAAGAAUGCAGUUCUCUUCCCCCGUGAAGUAGAGAAAGGUCUGUGGCCAGAAAACUACUCUCUUUCAGACCACGCACGACUAACUGUAGUUUUCUCACCGGUAAGCAUGCUCACAUCGCAACCAAUCUGCUAGUAAUUAUUAAGACCAGGGUGGUAAAAAUCCUCACGGCUUCUGUAAACAAUACGAAUUGAUCCAACCAAGAAAUUAAGAUUUUUUCUUAAUGGUUGAGAGAUAAUUGUAUACUUUUUGUUGAAAUCAUGUAGUGGGUAUUGCAAAUCCCAGUAUUAGGCUGUACCAUGAAGUAAAGCUAUCUUGUAACUGUGGGUUCCGGUCUGCCUUAACCGAUUUUACGUGUUAAAGUUUAAAUGAGAAGAGAAAAAGAAAGAACAAAAAAGAGAGAGUUUGAGGUAGUUCCUGGCUAGUGUGAGGCCUAUCUCUAAAAAAAAAAAAAAAAAAU
Molecule: messenger RNA, 2631 nt
Organism: Papaver somniferum (opium poppy)
Lineage: Eukaryota; Viridiplantae; Streptophyta; Magnoliopsida; Ranunculales; Papaveraceae
Exons: 11
Coding region: 756-2306 (516 amino acids)
Molecular function (GO): 3'-5'-RNA exonuclease activity; calcium ion binding
Source: RefSeq, a predicted model, not a curated record